AUGACUGAUCUUUUUGCAUCGCCCGACUGCCCAGCAAUGCUAGCAAGGGCCGGUCCAGAGACUAGUUCUGUUCAUGGAAUUUCUAUCGCCAGGACUCAUUCUGCUAAGAGGCCGACAUGCGCCAUAACAACACAACAGAAGCAUCAAUCUCAUUCAGUCGGCAGAUCACAGCUGUGCACGCGCCAGCCUCGCAGAGCCCGGCACUACUCUUCUUCUUCUUCUCUUUCCUCCAGUAGCCUUAGUAGUGGUAGUGAGUCGAGCGGUAGUUUGACUAAGUCAUCUGACUCACCGGCCAACUCGAAGGCAAAAUAA
Protopolystoma xenopodis is the source of this 312-nucleotide messenger RNA. NCBI's taxonomy places the organism in Eukaryota, Metazoa, Platyhelminthes, Monogenea, Polystomatidea, Polystomatidae. The record is from the annotation of a GenBank genome assembly.